GGUUGAGUGAGUUGUUUAUCUUCUUUUCGAUUUUAAAGUUCAGAAAGAAUUCUGUCCGAUUGACGACGCUCAGAGAAAACUAAUCGCGUGGAAAUAAUUAAAAUUAUCAUGGCAUUCCAAAAUGGUGAAAAUAUACAACUUGUACAUUUUUAACAACGCUGGGACCCUACUGCAUUAUGCGGAGUGGAAUCGCACCAAGCAGUCAGGCAUAACAAGAGAACAUGAGGCGAAGCUUAUGUAUGGAAUGCUAUUCUCAAUCAAAUCGUUUGUGGCCAAAAUGUCCUUGACUGACCCAAAAGAUGGAUUUCUGUGCUACAGAACCAACAAGUAUGCCCUGCACUUUUAUGAGACUCCAACGGGAACCAAAUUCGUUCUCAAUACUGACUCAACAGCUGGCAAAAUGACUGAAUUCUUGAAAAACCUCAAUUCACAGAUUUUUGUCGAGUACGCUGUGAAGAACCCAAUGGUAGACCUUAGUCAGCCGAUCAAAAACGAUCUUUUCUCUGCCAAAUUGGAUGCGUUUAUCAAAGGCUCUCCAUUGUAUGUCAGUUAAAAAAGCAAUGGUCAUUACAUGAAA
Molecule: messenger RNA, 577 nt
Organism: Cloeon dipterum
Lineage: Eukaryota; Metazoa; Arthropoda; Insecta; Ephemeroptera; Baetidae
Gene: Bet5
Product: blocked early in transport 5
Exons: 4
Coding region: 122-553 (143 amino acids)
Biological process (GO): endoplasmic reticulum to Golgi vesicle-mediated transport
Cellular component (GO): TRAPP complex
Source: RefSeq, a predicted model, not a curated record